AAGAGAAAGCGAAAAUUUGAAAUACGAAACCCUAAACUCAUCCAUCCGCAUAAACUUUUUUCGGUUUCUCCUUUUACGCUUUCUUCACCAACUUGAUUAAGGUUUUGGUCUUCAUUGGUUUUGGAUUUUACGACUCCGAGUUGGAUAGAACAAUGUUGAAGUUCCUGUCGAGAGUGAAAAUCGAGUUCAACGUGCUGGAUCCGCGAACGGCGUCGUGUAUGGAGUUUCUGGCGCAAUGCAACUCGCGUAAGGCGAAGGAAUCGAACCCGGCGUGCGAAGUGGAGGUAAAGCGCGGCAAGGUAGAGUGCGCGCCGCAGAUAACAGUGACAUUCGUGAACGGCGUGGAGGAAGUUUUCGACGCGACGGCGACACCGGCACAGAACAUAAGAAACUUGAUUCUGGAAAAAGGUCGGCAGCUCGAGACGGAGCAGAUGUUUCGUGAAGCCGGAGAAUCCUGGCCCGUUAUCAUCCCCGACGAGGAGCUUUCUCAAAUUGCACCCCCCACCAAACCAAGGAAAGCAGAAGACAAGAAGCAAUAGCUAAAAAUUCUUGAGCUUAUUAACUGCUGGGGAUUUUUCUGGUUUUUCUUGUUUACUUUUGGUAGGCGGAGAAAAGGCAUCCGAUUGCUGCUGCUGUGCAUGCCUUACUUUAUUUCAGCAUUUAGUUAUUGACUACAUGACUGCAUACUUUUUCCAUAAUAAUGUAUGCCCUUCAAUUGGUGAA
Molecule: messenger RNA, 723 nt
Organism: Vigna umbellata (rice bean)
Lineage: Eukaryota; Viridiplantae; Streptophyta; Magnoliopsida; Fabales; Fabaceae
Product: 39S ribosomal protein
Cellular component (GO): mitochondrial large ribosomal subunit
Source: RefSeq, a predicted model, not a curated record